Conger conger (European conger) is the source of this 5159-nucleotide messenger RNA. RefSeq names its product protein O-linked mannose N-acetylglucosaminyltransferase 2 (beta 1,4-) (gene pomgnt2). NCBI's taxonomy places the organism in Eukaryota, Metazoa, Chordata, Actinopteri, Anguilliformes, Congridae. Gene Ontology annotation, molecular function: protein binding; protein O-acetylglucosaminyltransferase activity. Gene Ontology annotation, biological process: protein O-linked glycosylation via mannose. The record is from RefSeq and is a predicted model, not a curated record. Bases 342 to 2108 code for a protein of 588 amino acids. The transcript is spliced from 2 exons. Gene Ontology annotation, cellular component: endoplasmic reticulum.
AGCGAUGGAAGCAGCUGCAGUGGAAGAGCAAGCAUGCGAUAACAAAUAUACUGUCAAACAAAAAAACCUUGAUGAAUGAAUGCAGUUGUCUUUGGUAAAAUUACACUAUUAUAGCUGCAUCGGGUUGCGGCAAAGUUGCUGUUGGUACAUUCGCUUCACCGAACUCUUGCUGCAGGAAGCCUGUUCUGUUGUCAGUGCUGCUGUUUCUUGCCGAAAAUCCCCGAAACAUUAGCCACAGCAGCAUUGAACAGACCGAAUACUCCGGUCAAAUCAAAUCAUAGGGUGUGACUCCUGCUUUGGAGCAUGAGCGCAGAGGCCGGGGCGAGUGCGGGCGUCCUGCUAUGAUGCACGCUCUGGGCUGCAGGAUGAACCUGGCGGCGGUUCUGAACGGGCUGUUGGUGUCGGUGGUGGCGGCUCUGCUGUGGAAGUACGUGAAGCUGAGCGAGCACAACGCCCUGCUGGAGGAGGAGCUGCUGCUGACGCGCCAGUCCCAGGAGCUGUCGCAGGUACGCAUUGACUACCACGCCGCCCUGCAGGAGCUCCAGCAGCACGGGACCCGCAUGGUCUGCACGGGCAAGAUGCACACGGACCGCGUCUGCCGCUUCGACUACCUGUGCUAUUCCACCGAGGCUGAGGAGUUUGUUUUCUUCCACAGCAACGCUUCGGUCAUGCUCCCCAACCUGGGCCCGCGCCGCUUCCAGCCGGCAUUGCUGGACCUCUCCUCUGUGGAGGACCACAACACCCAGUACUUCAACUUCCUGGAGCUGCCCGCUGCCGCCCUCAAAUUCAUGCCCAAGCCUGUGUUUGUACCCGACGUUGCGCUCAUUCUUAACCGCUUCAACCCCGAUAACCUCAUGCACGUCUUUCACGAUGACUUGUUGCCCAUAUUCUACACCAUGGGCCAGUACUCGGACCUGGAUGAAGAGGCCCGGCUGGUCUUCAUGGAGGGCUGGAGUGAGGGCCCCCACUUCCAGCUCUACCGCCAGCUGAGCAGUAAACAGCCGCUGCUUAAGGAGCAGCUGAGGAACUUUGGCAAGCUCCUGUGCUUCACCAAGUCCUAUGUGGGUCUAUCCAAAAUGACCACCUGGUACCAGUACGGCUUCGUCCAGCCUCAGGGCCCCAAGGCAAACAUACUUGUGUCGGGAAACGAGAUCAGGCAGUUUUCUGCAUUCCUGGCAGAGAAGCUGAAUGUGACAGUGGGGGAGCCGGUAGAGAAGAUGGACGAGUAUAUUGUGGUCUUCAGCCGCUCACUUAACAGGCUGAUCCUGAACGAGGCAGAGCUGAUCCUGGCGCUAGCGCAGGAGUUCCAGAUGAAGGUUGUCACGGUCUCCCUGGAGGAACAGUCCUUUGCAGACAUCAUUCGAGCCCUCAGCAGAGCGUCUAUGCUGGUCAGUAUGCAUGGGGCCCAGUUGGUCUGCUCUCUCUUCCUCCCUCGUGGCGCCGCUGUGGUGGAACUCUUCCCAUAUGGCGUCAACCCAGAGCACUAUGCUCCAUACAGGACACUGACCUCGCUACCAGGCAUGGACCUGCAGUACGUGGCCUGGAGGAACACCAAGGAGGAGAACUCUGUGACCUUCCCUGAGCGUGCCUGGGACCAGGGCGGCAUUGCUCACUUGGAGAAGGAGGAGCAGGAACGCAUCCUUAAGAGCAAGGAGGUGCCACGUCACCUGUGCUGUCGGAACCCGGAGUGGCUCUUCCGUAUCUAUCAGGACACCCAGGUGGACAUCGCAUCCCUACUCGAUGCCCUGCGCCAGGGACUGACCUCCAAGCCAGGGCCCAAGAAGGCUAGGCCCAGCAGCACAGUCCAUCCAGGCAGGGUGAGGGAGCCCAAGUGCCAGACCUCCGUCCAGGCCACCAACGAGGCCAAGCUGACCGUGUCCUGGCAGAUCCCCUGGAACCUCAAGUACCUGAAGGUGAGGGAGGUGAAGUAUGAGGUAUGGAUUCAGGAACAGGGGGAGAACACCUACAUGCCUUAUAUCUUACCACACCAGAACUACACUUUCUCCGAGAACAUCAAACCAUUCACCACCUACCUGGUGUGGGUCCGCUGCAUCUUCAACAAAACCCUACUGGGCCCCUUCGCAGAUGUCCUCAUGUGCAAAACCUGAUGCCGGUUGGUCUGCAGGGUUAAGAAAAACGCCACUAAUUUGAGCUCUGUCCAGACAGCCAGACACUGCUGAAGUUUGCUCUCAAAAUGUAUUUUCCAUCUGUUGGUACUGUCGCCUCAGUAGUUCUGUAUGAUCAGAAGAAGCUGGCCCACUGUUGCCAAGGUCCUGACUUGUUCUGUGAUGUGUUUGGUGCCUGUGAGAUGGAGGUCAUGGCUUUCUCUCCAGAGGGUGGUGAAACACAAGGUGAAAUGUAAAUUAGCUGCUGGGAGUUUUAUGGAAAUAUAUAGAGCAGACUGGAAAAGCUAAAAGAAAAAAGGAACUGUUUAAGAUUCUGAACCCGAAGGCACUGCUGUAGUUAGUGGCAUAUGAUUCUUUAGAAUAAGUGCUAUUUAGUCUACACAUCUUUUCAGGGGGUACAACUUGUUUUACAAAAUAAUUAUUUAUAAGCGAGAGGAAAUACAUGCAUUGUUUUUCAUUCAUAUUUAUUAGUCCAGGACACUGAAUACUUUUUUGUUUGCCUAUUUUAACAGUGAAUUGUGUUCGUAAAUAAUGUAUUUUCUUUUUGUAAGUUGUCCAUUCAAGGCAGGUUGUAUAGUUAUAAUUCUAGAUCUCAUACUUUUGUCCAGGCUGAUUUAUUGAACUGAUUGAAUGAUUUGAUGGUAAACUAGAAUUGUACGUGUCUGUAUUGUACCUUAUCCAUAGGUUUUGCUGUAUUGUUUUUGCAAUAUGCAGUUGCUGUGUACAGUUUUGUCAUACCCGUUUCAUUAGUUAUUUAAUGUUCAUUUUUUUGUAUAAUGUAGCCAAAACCAUGAAACCAAAGUACAUUUAAUGUUUGUUGAUUCUAAAGUUUGUGUGUGUCUGUGUUUUUAAUUGUGUAAUUUUUGGACACUCGUACAAUAUGUGAUUUUGUGAAAAUUAUUCUGGAUAACAUGAUUGAUUUAGCUCAGUGUUCAGACCACAGUCCUCAUGUAAAAUGUACAUCAUGACUUCAAGGUUAUUCUGUGAGAAUGACAAUGGCAGUGCUCUGAAAUUUGCGUGUUUGCCCAUUGAAGAAAGGAGCAAAUGUCAGUACUGUUUUACAAGAUGUAGAUGAGAACAUUUAUAACCCGUCGAUGCUGCAGUGUUUUUUGUAGCACCCAUACCUGGAGACGAAAGUGUAAAUGGUUGUGUGAUCAGAGGAGCUGGGUUCUGUCAGGACACCUGCCAUGUUGUGAAAUAGGCAGUUGACAGACAGAAUCCUGACUUUUUAUCUCAGCUUGACUGAAGAACAAGCUUUACACGUACUGAAGAAGUGCUUUAUGCAGUAAUAGCAGCUUUGACUUGUACAAACCUUACCCACCAUUGUAAAAAUACUGUGAGUCAGUGAGUUCAAGUCAAUGAGUCACACAUUUUAGCUCUGUAUUUAUUUUGCCUAGCAAGCCUGCAUUCAUAAGGUUUUUGCAUGAUAAGAUAAGAUUCAUACUAACACUCUAUGGCCAUUAUAAUACUGUGCACAUCAUCUAUGCACUAAUGAGAGAUUACCCUGCUAUUCAAUAAUGAGAAUAGUUUUUCUGAUAUUUACCAUAAAACAAGUAAUAUUUCAUAUUUGUGACAGAACUGGGAUUUUUUUAACAAAAAAGUACUUUAAUUUUAUUUUUAUUGUUGUGGGUUUUUUUUUUCAAUUCAUGAAAGAAAAACCACAAUUUUUUCAUAUAUACCAGAUAGUUGUCCCCCCAUUGAAAUGCAGAAAUAGCCCAGAACAUAAUUUUCUCAUUAAUAUUGAUAUUAAUAUUCAUGGUUGCUAUUAUCAUUCCAUGCAGGUGUGACUAUGCUUAAGCCAGUAUAUAAUUACCCCUCUGGUUUCUGUGUGGCAACUGGUUAAGAAUGGCAACUGUAUCACUUUAAUUCCCUGAACUAAACUUUGAUGAUAUCGGAUUCUAAUGUUGAUCAGAGCAGCUUACAGUUUAUACUGCAGAAAGAUCUGAAUUCUAGGCAGUUCCCCACUGUAUUCAUUUGUCUGUGAAUGCCAUUGGGGCAUCUGGAAUUAGUUCUUGGUCCAAAUGUGGCAUGUUGUUUAUUGCCAAAGCAUCUGAUGAACCAGUGCCAUCAGUUUUCUCUCCAUAAUUAGGACCAUUGCUCAUAUUCACUUCAAAUGCAACAGUAAAACAAAGUUUUUCAGACUCAAAUAAAUGACCUUGAUGUUUACUCUGCUUUUGUCAGUGGAAGAUAUAAAUCUAUCUGCAUAACUCAAGAUAAAUAACUGAUGUUGUUUCCUCAGAGUGCAAACAGAAAGCCCAGACAAGGAUGCACUGUGUUGGAUGAUAGCCAGGCCCUAAGAUGUUUUUGUUGUUUUGUUUUCUCUGAUCUAUGUAUUGAGAAAAACCUGGUCCCAGUUGCUGUACUUUUUAAUUUAAAAUAUUUGUUUCUGUUUCUGGUGUAGCAGUGGCGUGUGAUGGAUGCAGUAUCAGAGCUCUUGGCUCAACCCAACACUGUUGUAUUUCAUGUGGAACAGUAGUGUAGAGGUGUCCCCCUUCAGUGAGGAAAUAUAUUUGCUACAAUUAAGUAUUAACUACUGUAUAACUUGAAAAGCUACUGCAUUUGUGUUUGUCAUUAUAAAAAAACAAUGAAUAUAUUAUAAACUAAGUUUUAAUUAUUUAAUAAAACAAAUUUCUGUUAACACACUGUACUGCAGCUCUUCACAUGUUUCUAGAUGGUCACGUUCUUAUUUCAUUUUUACAUUUGUUUUUGAAUGAAUAACAAAACUAAAUGUGGCUCUUAUAUGAUGAAGGGAUAUACAGGUACAUUGGAUGAAAUGCGCAGAAGACACAGUGUUGUAUUUGUGCAUGAAUCAGAUCUGUUUCAUCUGUUAAUUAGCUCUUUCUAUCAAUAUCAUAGAGAGAGCAGGCUGUGACUGUGAGGAAAUUUUAAUUGGUUGAGUAUAUAAUAUAUAUGUAACUUGUGUUCAGUGAGGGAGGAUAUAUAAACAGUCAAAACACUUCUGUUAAAGCAGUUUUUCCCUCAGUAUGGAACAUAAAUUAAAGAACUCAAAGCACUUGCUUGAGUUGCCUCAAA